Dibothriocephalus latus is the source of this 240-nucleotide messenger RNA. The record is from the annotation of a GenBank genome assembly. NCBI's taxonomy places the organism in Eukaryota, Metazoa, Platyhelminthes, Cestoda, Diphyllobothriidea, Diphyllobothriidae.
AUGGGUUUGGCAAUGCGACUUUGCCAAGUUGUCUCCUGGGAGAUCCUUUCCUGCAUUAAAUCCUCCGUUAUUCUAAAGGCCUUAGGACCGCAUAGCCUGAAGCAGAAAAAGAAGUCUUUGAUUCCUCGUUUUGACAGGUCAUGCAGCCUCUUGGAUAUCCCGCCGCGGCACUUCUGUAGAGCCGGCGUGCUCUGUGCGAAUGCCGGCGAGCACGGCCCCUGGGAACCGCGCAUCUUUUGA